AUGGUUACAAAAGAAGCAGCUAUGUCUUUCUCGCAGUUUGGAUAUCCUUACAAUGCAACUUCUCAGUUUUUCGUCUCGGCAAACCCCAGUACGACUUGCUGCGAAUCGAUUUCCAGGUCGGUGACUGAAGGAUCGAGCGCGUCUCAGACUGCAGCCUCCUUCUGCUGUCCCUCCUAUGAGAACCGGCUGCUGGCGAGCACACGGACGGAGCUCAACGCCGCGCUCGGGAUGUACGGCUCUCCGUAUGCAGCAGCAGCGGCCGCAGCCGGCCAGAACUACGCCAACUAUUUUCCGUACAGCGCCGACCCCUCGGUCAUCUACUCCAGCCUGAACCCACAAUAUGAUAUCAAAGAGGGGUCAGGAAGCCUUCACGGCACUAUAACACAACCCGCUGCCUACUAUCCAUAUGACCACUCACUGGGACAGUAUCAGUAUGACAGGUAUGGGACAGUUGAUUUUAACGGGUCAACACGGAGAAAGAACGCCACACGUGAGACAACAAGCAGUCUUAAAACAUGGCUUUAUGAACACCGGAAAAACCCAUAUCCUACAAAGGGUGAGAAGAUCAUGCUGGCCAUCAUCACCAAAAUGACUCUUACACAAGUGUCCACCUGGUUUGCCAAUGCUAGAAGGAGAUUAAAGAAAGAGAAUAAGAUGACCUGGUCCCCCAAAAACAAAGCAGGGGAUGAUAUCAAUAAGACUGACACAGACAGCAUUACCAAAGACUCCAAAGAUAGUAAGGAUGAGCGGGACCUGCAGUUCAGUGACCUGGAUGACAUUGAGGAUGAGGACUGUGACAAGCUGGACAGCGACUGUGAGAAAUCGGGCCAGGAUGACCUCCCGACUUCCUCCCCUCCAAAGAGAGACUGUAACCCUGACCUCCCUCUCCACUCUAACUUUGCUUAUUUUCCCUGUGGCCUAAAGAGUUUGGGGCCUGUGAACCCUGACCACCUGGAUCCUCUGGGCCCCAAACCCCAGCAGCAGCAGCCAUCACCCCAGUCCACCUCUAUAAGCACUGUGGCACUCUCUCACUGUGAGGCAUCAGAGAAACCCCGUAUCUGGUCACUGGCACACACAGCCGCCGCAGGGGUUGUAUUAGGCACGCAGCAUGGAGAUGCACGGAUUGGGCCUGUGGACUGUCAGAUGCAGGGAGUCAGGUUGCCCACAGUCGGAGGAGGGCAGAGUAGGGACCUGAGCAAUACUGAAAGCCUUUACCAGGAAGGACUGCAUGGGAUACAUAAGGGAUACAGUAGUGGAAGCUACAAGACCCUACAGCUACACUCUUCGACAUAUCCUGUACUGAAAGAAUACUGCCAGUACUCCUCAAUGGAAGGCUUCCAAAGUGCAGGAAAGUCAGAGACAGAACCAACCGAGCUCAAUGACACAUGUCCAGUACUGCAGGAUGCUAAGACCACUGUAUUCAGACCUGUGAUAAAGAGGACUGCAGAAAUGCCAAUAAACAAAGGGACAUUUUUAUGA
This is a messenger RNA of Xyrauchen texanus (razorback sucker), 1479 nucleotides long. RefSeq names its product iroquois homeobox 6a (gene irx6a). Gene Ontology annotation, molecular function: DNA-binding transcription factor activity, RNA polymerase II-specific; RNA polymerase II cis-regulatory region sequence-specific DNA binding. Gene Ontology annotation, cellular component: nucleus. The record is from RefSeq and is a predicted model, not a curated record. The transcript has 7 exons. NCBI's taxonomy places the organism in Eukaryota, Metazoa, Chordata, Actinopteri, Cypriniformes, Catostomidae. Bases 1 to 1479 code for a protein of 492 amino acids. Gene Ontology annotation, biological process: neuron differentiation; regulation of transcription by RNA polymerase II; cell development.